UUGCAGUCUGACAGAGGCGGGUGGAAGCAAGUUGAGAGAGAGGGCAUUCCCCAGGAAGGGAGCUGGGCAGUCCUCGACCCCGUGCUAAGUAAAGGACAGCCAGCCACGCCACUUGCUUUUGCCUAAAAUAAAUCCCCCCAAGUCCCAGGAGAUCCGUUUGCAGUUGAACUGAUUUUCCAGGCAGCAUGGACAUCAAGGAGUAUUUUGCCAGAAUUUCUUACCGAGGCUCCCAUGAUAAACCAGACCUGGAAACCCUGACAGAAAUAUUCCAACACCACAUCCAAGCAGUUCCUUUUGAGAACCUCAGCAUUCACUGUGGGGAAAGCAUCGAGCUGGAUCUAACAGCCACUUACAACAAGAUAGUGAGGAAGAAACGUGGGGGCUGGUGCAUGGAGAACAACCACCUCUUGUCUUGGGCCCUGAAAACCCUAGGGUACAACGUCACCCUGCUGGGAGCAAAAGUUUAUGUCCCGGAGCACGAUGCAUACGCUGAUGACAUUGAUCAUCUGUUGCUAAAAGUGGUGCUUCAUGACAAAUCCUACAUUGUGGACGGUGGUUUUGGGAUGGCCUACCAGAUAUGGCAGCCGAUGGAGCUGAUUUCGGGGAAAGAUCAGCCUCAGACACCCGGCAUCUUUCGCUUCCUAGAAGAGAAUGGGACCUGGUACCUUGAGAAGGUGAAAAGGAAGCAGUACGUUCCCAACCACAGCAACACUGCUCCUCAUAACGUGGACAAAGAAGUUUGCCGUCGAGUUUAUCUCUUCACCCUCCAGCCCCAAGACAUAGAAGAGUUUAGAGCCAGAAAUCUGUACCUGCAGACUGCCCCAGACUCACUUUUUGUUACAAAGUCCAUCUGCAGCCUGCAAACCGCCGAUGGGGUCCGGGCACUCGUUGGGUGGAAGCUUACUGAGAUAAAGUACAAUUACAAGGAUAACAUGGAUCUGGUGGAAAUCAGAAUCCUUGCAGAUGAAGAAAUGGAGAAAACAUUGAAGGAGAAAUUCAAUAUAAUAUUAGAUAAGAAAUUUGUACCCAUCAAUACAAGCAGGUUGUCUCUGUUUUAACUCACUGCCUGGAUUAUAAUUCAAUAUGGUGGCAUUAUGUGAAUUCCCCCCCCCCUUCCUGACAAGAAUCUAAAGGUUAAUCUUUCUCUUUCCAUUUACCCCAGCAUAAGGCAGAACAGAUUAGCAUGAAUCAGGAAAAGCAAUUGAUUUUCACAACUGUUCCUGCAUCUCUCCUUGGUCUGGGUACAAAUAAUUUCUUCCUCACUCAAUCAAAUCACUCCCCUUCUGUUUGUGCUUAGCUGGCAACAGAUGCUGCCCAUUCCCUGCUCCAUUCAUCUCUUAAAAGCUUUUCCCACUAACCCAAAGCAGCAGGGGCAGGGAGAUGGAACAGUGUGUCCCUUCCCUUAUUACUGAGCUCUACCACCUGGGGAAAAAAAAAAAUAAAAAAAUCACACCACAUCUUAAAUUAAUGCCAUACUAUUUUUUGAAAUGUAAUAGCCAGAAAAGUAAAGACAUCCAAUGCCAUUUGCUACACUAAGCCUGUCCUUUGUGCUCCUGCACCCCUCGCACUUUCUCACACAGCAAUUCUAACACUCACUGAGGGGGCUAUUUGUGGCUUAAAACUGGUGAUGAGAAAUAUUAGGGGACAAUUCUGCCUUCUUUCAGAUUUCUGUACCCUCAGCAACAUAACUAAAGCUUUCAAAGUGAAAGCACCUCCUGUGGAUUGUUUGUGAGCACCCAGGAGAGGACUGCUGGAAGCGCACCCUCCUCACACAAGGCUGUCAACUUCUAUAACAAACAUUACUGCUUGUCAGUUAGUUUCUCCAAAAUGUAUGUAUUUGACUGCUUGUAGUGAUUCUAAUUAUAUUGAUAGAAGGAGAAAUGAUGAAUCUUACUCAGAUACCUAAAGGCUAAGAUUUUUAGCAUGAGAAAUUACACAAAUGUAAUCACUUUGCCCUUUGAGAUGAUGCUUGAUGUCCCUUUAUGUACAAAUUCUACAGCAUUACAACUAUGCACUUACAAUUAAUAACGUAAGCCAAUUACAAUGAAAUAAAAAAACAAGAACUGUGAAGUA
Molecule: messenger RNA, 2073 nt
Organism: Lagopus leucura (white-tailed ptarmigan)
Lineage: Eukaryota; Metazoa; Chordata; Aves; Galliformes; Phasianidae
Product: arylamine N-acetyltransferase, pineal gland isozyme NAT-3
Exons: 2
Coding region: 186-1058 (290 amino acids)
Molecular function (GO): acetyltransferase activity
Source: RefSeq, a predicted model, not a curated record